UUGCAAGCCCACAACAAAGGAAUCUUCGUUGAAUUAUGUUGCAAUCCCAUUCAUUGAUCGCCAAGAAGUAAGAAACAACUGUGUAAAUAUACGAUAUUUCGUAUAUAAAUAGGUCGCUUGCCUUGGCUAUCCAUCAUCAUCUGCAAACAUGAAGCUUCUCCUACAGCUGUCACUGCUCACUCUAGGCCUGACUCUGGCCUUGGGUCAGAUAGUGCCUCGGAGUAGCUGGUGUCCUGUGCCGCUCUCACCGCGUCUGCCCAGGCUUGCAGCUCCUGUGCGCCUCAUCAUCAUCCAUCACACGGCAACGAGGCAGUGCUUUAAUCCUCAGCAGUGCCAGCAGGCUUUGAAGAAUAUUCGGGCGGAUCAUUUGCGUCGAAGAUUCAGGGAUAUUGGCUAUAAUUUCCUGAUUGGUGGGGAUGGACGUAUAUAUGAGGGCUUGGGCUUUGGCAUACGCGGCGAGCAUGCUCCCAAUUAUAAUAGCCGGUCCAUUGGCAUAGCUUUCAUUGGAAAUUUCCAGGUUGGUUUACCUCCUGCCCAGAUGAUGCAGGCUGCCCGUACUCUCAUCAGCAUUGCUGUUCAGCGUCGCCAGGUUGUGCCCAAAUACUCCCUGAUUGGUCAUUGCCAGACCAAGGCCACUGCGUGUCCAGGAAUACAUCUACUGAACGAGCUGCGUAAGAUGUCGGGUUAUCGCAGAAUUUAGAGA
Messenger RNA from Drosophila kikkawai, 703 nucleotides. It is a transcript of the gene PGRP-SB2, whose product is annotated as Peptidoglycan recognition protein SB2. Gene Ontology annotation, molecular function: N-acetylmuramoyl-L-alanine amidase activity; peptidoglycan binding; zinc ion binding. The record is from RefSeq and is a predicted model, not a curated record. NCBI's taxonomy places the organism in Eukaryota, Metazoa, Arthropoda, Insecta, Diptera, Drosophilidae. Gene Ontology annotation, biological process: innate immune response; peptidoglycan catabolic process.